AUGGCUUUCGAAAUUACAGAAAAAAUGAUUGUGAAUACAAUUGCAGGAUUCGGCUAAGUCAUUAAACUACCUGAAGGACCUGUUCCAGAAUAAUUAACAGUAGAGGAGGAAAACUAAGUAAAUCAUUAGCAAUCUGAAAAGAAGAUUGUUUCUUGUCCAGGUUCUCCAGGACAACCAAAAAAGUAGGAUUCAGAAGUUGAGAAUCCUCAAAAAUCAGAUUAACCAUUAGAAAAAAAAAAUGAAAUUUAACUAGAGAUAUAACAAGAUAAUUAAUAAGAAUAGCAGAAUCAACCUUAAGCCUAGCCUUCUAAGAUUAAUGCUCCCAAAAAAGAUGUGCCUUAAUUAAAACCUAAAUUUCCACCUCCUAAAAGUGUCAGUAGAUAGUCUUCUAAAUAGCCUUCUUUAGAGAAAUAAAUUUCAAUGUCAGAGGAUCCUUUACCAUUUUCAAACUCUCUUCCUUUUUCAUAAUAAAGUUCAACAGAAGGUUAGCCAUAAAAUAAAAAAGCUCCUAUUUUGAAGAGAUUAACAGCUGAUUUAAAAGAGUCAAUAGUUUUGGCCAAGAAAUUAGAAAUAAAAUAUAAAUACCCCUAUUCUAAUGAUGAGAGAUUAAUAACUAUUGAUUUUUCAUACGGCAAGAUUACAACAAUGGUAAAAAAUAUCAGCAAUGUUAUAUUUUUAUUGGUUAAAACAUUUUUUGGUUAAAGAAAUUACUAUUUAGCAAUUGUUCCUGUUACUUUUACUACAGAAUAACUAAGAUCAUUUAUAAUUGAUGGAAUUGGGCAGAAUUAAAAGCUGUUUCAUAAUAUUAAACUUAUCCAUCCCAUGAUUCAACUAAAAGAAUUGAAAGAUACAUAAAUUAAACUUUCGGAAGCAGGUCUUAAAGAUUUUUCCUAACUCUUAUUUUUAGCUGAAAUGACAUUCACGUGGGAUCCAAUUAAAAAAGGUAAAAGUGUAGUCUUAUCAAAUAAUAAUUUGACAGCAAACAAAAAAGGAUAAUCAGAUUAUUAAACGGUGCUUGGAACAUUAGCAUUAAAUUCAGGAAGGCAUUAUUGGGAAAUUAAGAUUGAAAAGUAUGUUGAUGAGGAAGAUAUCUUUAUAGGAAUAGCAAGAAAAGAGAUUGACUUGUAUACUUAACCGACCACAACAGGACACUUUUAUGGCUAUAUUUGUUUAUGUGCCAAAAAAUUCGGAGCUGAUGGGUAGAUAUAAGAUUAUGGAUACUCAGCUGUAUAGAAUGAUACAAUAGGUGUUCUACUUGAAUUCAGAAGUGGUUUAGGAACUUUAUCAUUUUACAGAAAUGGUGUUAAGUGUGGAGAAGCAUAUAACAAUUUGACAGGGACAUCUUAUCCAGCUCUAAGCAUGUUUUAUGGAGAAGUUCAAGUGACAUUAGAUUCAAAAUCGCCAUUACCAUCAAGUUGA
Messenger RNA from Paramecium tetraurelia, 1419 nucleotides. RefSeq lists its product as uncharacterized. The record is from RefSeq and is a predicted model, not a curated record. Lineage: Eukaryota; Ciliophora; Oligohymenophorea; Peniculida; Parameciidae. The transcript is spliced from 2 exons. Gene Ontology annotation, molecular function: protein binding.